This is a messenger RNA of Budorcas taxicolor (takin), 1620 nucleotides long. It is a transcript of the gene RNH1, whose product is annotated as ribonuclease/angiogenin inhibitor 1. The transcript has 10 exons. Gene Ontology annotation, molecular function: protein binding. Lineage: Eukaryota; Metazoa; Chordata; Mammalia; Artiodactyla; Bovidae. The record is from RefSeq and is a predicted model, not a curated record. Gene Ontology annotation, cellular component: cytoplasm. The coding region runs from base 154 to 1524 and encodes 456 amino acids.
GGUGGGCGAGCGCCGGCCUCGGGGCCGCUCGGCCCCGGCGCCGCCAGGCCCCGCCCCCGGGGCCCCGCCCGGGCCGUGACCCUCCCGCCUGGCGGAAGAGGCGGCUCGGCGCUCGGGUCUGCGGCGGCUGGAGGAAACCCUUCACUUCCCACCAUGAAGCUGGACAUCCAGUGUGAGCAGCUGAGCGACGCCCGCUGGACCGAGCUGCUGCCUCUGAUCCAGCAGUACGAGGUGGUCAGGCUGGACGACUGUGGCCUCACGGAGGUGCGCUGCAAGGACAUCGGGUCCGCGCUGCAGGCCAACCCGUCCCUGACAGAGCUCAGCCUGCGCACCAAUGAGCUGGGCGACGGCGGCGUGCUCCUGGUCCUCCAGGGCCUGCGGAGCCCCACCUGCAAGAUCCAGAAGCUCAGCCUCCAGAACUGCUGCCUGACGGAGGCUGGCUGCCAGGUCCUGCCGGGCGUGCUGCGCUCCCUGCCCACCCUGCGCGAGCUGCACCUCAGCGACAACCCACUGGGGGAUGCCGGCCUGCGGCUGCUCUGUGAGGGGCUCCUGGACCCCCAGUGCCGCCUGGAGAAGCUGCAGCUGGAGUACUGCAACCUAACGGCCGCCAGUUGCGAGCCCCUGGCCGCGGUGCUCAGGGCCACGCGGGACCUGAAGGAGCUCGUGGUGAGCAACAAUGACAUCGGCGAGGCUGGCGUCCAGGUGCUGUGCCGGGGCCUGGCAGAGUCCGCUUGCCAGCUGGAGACUCUCAAAUUGGAGAACUGUGGCCUCACGGCGGCCAACUGCAAGGACCUGUGUGGGAUCGUGGCCUCCCAGGCCUCGCUGAAGGACCUGGACCUGGGCAGCAACCGGCUGGGCGACGCGGGCCUGGCGGAGCUGUGCCCCGGGCUGCUGAGCCCCAGCUCCCAGCUCAGGACCCUGUGGCUCUGGGAGUGCGACCUCACCGUCAGCGGCUGCAGAGACCUCUGCCGCAUCCUCCAGGCCAAGAAGACCCUGAAAGAGCUGAGCCUGGCAGGCAAUGGCCUGGGGGACGAGGGUGCCCAGCUGCUGUGCGAGAGCCUGCUGCAGCCCGGCUGCCAGCUGGAGUCCCUGUGGGUGAAGUCCUGCGGGUUCACGGCCGCCUGCUGCCAGCACUUUGGUUCCGUGCUGACCCAGAACAAGCGCCUCUUGGAGCUGCAGCUGAGCAGCAACCCGCUGGGCGACGCGGGCGUCCACGUGCUGUGCCAGGCCCUGGGCCAGCCGGGCACCGUGCUGCGGGUGCUCUGGGUGGGCGACUGUGAGCUGACAAACAGCAGCUGUGGCGGCCUGGCCUCACUCCUGCUGGCCAGCCGCAGCCUGCGGGAGCUGGACCUGAGCAACAACGGCCUGGGCGACCCUGGCGUCCUGCAGCUGCUGGGCAGCCUGGAGCAGCCUGCCUGCGGCCUGGAGCAGCUGGUCCUGUAUGACAUCUACUGGACCGAGGCGGUGGAUGAGCGCCUGCGGGCCGUGGAGGAGAGCAAGCCCGGCCUGCGGAUCAUCUCCUAAGCCCGGUCCCCCACUGGGCUUUAACUGAGAAAAGGUCAGAUCAGCUCAUUUCUGGCAGAGAACUUUAGGCACUUUAUUAAAAUCCCUUUUUUGGCA